Messenger RNA from Haliaeetus leucocephalus (bald eagle), 1536 nucleotides. It is a transcript of the gene ACRBP, whose product is annotated as acrosin binding protein. The transcript has 10 exons. Gene Ontology annotation, cellular component: nucleus; acrosomal vesicle. NCBI's taxonomy places the organism in Eukaryota, Metazoa, Chordata, Aves, Accipitriformes, Accipitridae. The coding region runs from base 1 to 1536 and encodes 511 amino acids. The record is from RefSeq and is a predicted model, not a curated record.
AUGGGGAGGUUGCCCUGCCUGAUGGGGCUGCUGACCUUGCUGAUGUCCUCUGCUGCCCCGCCGGUGCCUCCCGCUCCGGGCAGCCCCCUGUCAGACGGGGAGUACCAGCUCUUCUUUGCCAGCCUGCAGCCCCCCUGGAAGGCAGAACUGUCCUGCCGGCUGCGCCAGGCGCGCGGCUGCCUCAGCCCCGCCGUCCUGCAGCGGGACCAGGAGGAGAACCACGGCCGCGUCCCCGGAGGGCCAGUCUGCUCUGACUUCCCAGAGGCACCGUGGUUUCAGACCUUCUGCCAGUUCGCCCAGUACCGCUGCUUCAAACGCCAGUUCUACGCCAAGCGAAUCCCGUGUCCGAGUUCAUCUCCUCCGAAAAACCUUCUCCUCCCGACGGAGCAGCCCCACGUUGUGGUCUUCUGGACAAGGGGCAAAAGCCCCCCUAUGGAAGAAGGUACGGCUUCUCUCUUGCCCGCCGAUGCCCUGCUGCGCGCCAACGUGGAUGCUCUCCUGAAGUACUCCUACGCACUGUCGGGUCAGAAACCGGUGCCGAAGAAUCUCCCCCUGCCCACCCCGGGGGUGCCGAGACCCCCGCAGGGCAGGGGGCUGCCUGUGCUCCCACCGACCCUGCCGGUGCCGGCUGUCCCUGCCUCCUCUCCUCCCAGGCUGGGAUUCCCUGCCCAGGAGGAGCAAACCUGGGAGCAACGCCUGCGGAACAGCGUCUGGCAGCUGAUCCGCUUGGCCCUCUCCUUGGAGACGUCCUUGGGCACCGAGGGCUCUUCUCCGGACUCCAGCAGCAAGUCAGACCCAGGGAGCACGUCAGGGAGCACCGAGGAGGGGGUGCAGGAUACGGCCCCCCCCGGCAGCCUUUUAGCCCUGAAGAAGGACGAGGCAGUGAUAAUCCUGUGCUACGCAAUACUGGAGGGAAACUGCCUCUCGUCGGUGGUCACCCAGGCCUGGAAGGAGGUGGAAGAAAGAGUCCUUGGGUUCGGAGAUUCGGUGUGCGACAGCCUUGGGCGGCAUCACGCAGACCUGUGCCCUGACUGCGCUUUCUGCUCGCUCAAGAGGGAGCAGUGUCUGAACAUCAGAAACCUGAACCGCGUUCACUGCCGGACAGGCAGCUUCACCGCCUACAUCAACCCCCAGAUCUCAGCCCAGCACCGGGCUGCGGGCAACGAGACCAGCUCCCCAGAGACCUCGGGGUACUAUGGCAUGGAGGUUUUCAGAGGGCUGAGGAUGGAGUACUGGUGCAGCCGGAUUGCCACCCACGGCUGUGAGGACCCUCGUGUGACCCUCUGGCUGGAGGCAGAGUACGCUGCCUUCCAGGAUGGAGAUGCCCCAAGCCAGAUAUGCGACUCAGACAGACUUCAGCACCCCAACUACUGCGUGUUCAAGAGCCACCAGUGUCUCCAGCAGAGCCUCUACAACCAGAGGGUGUCUCGCCGCGGCUGCCACAGAAAGGAGACGUACCGGGUGCUGAGUGAGGAGGAGGGAGAGGAGGAGGUGCGGCUCUGGCGUCAGAGGUUCCUCAGCCUCACCAAGGGGUGA